GGUUGUUUCAUUGUGGCGACAUUAUGCGCGCGCAUGCAUGCUCAGUAUCGCCUUUUCUUCUCAUAACUCAAACUCACAUCGGUCAAGGCAGAGAUAAAGUAAAGAAAUCUAUUACUCUAUCUCUGGUCAAGGUCAGGAACUCGUGAAGAAUAAGAACUCCCCAAGGCAAAUCACCCCACUAUAACAAUCAAACUGUUAAACCAUAAAACCAGAAACAUUUCAAGAAAGUGUUAUCUGCCCUCACUAACUCAAUAUAUGGCCUCUAAUACCAACUCCUCUGCAACCUGUGGCAUAUGCUCAGAGCUGUACCAAGAUCCACGCAUGCUCAAUUGCCUACACUCAUUCUGCAAAAAAUGCUUGGAAAAGAGACUCGACGAAGGACCUUCCAAAUCGAGCCUAGCCUGCCCCACGUGCAAUGAAUCCUCCUCUCUGUCUAGUCGUGGUAUAGAGUCACUAUCAAAAGAUCAUAGGAAGACUUACGAAGCAGAGGUUGCUGAAUUUGAAGGCUUGAUCAAAGGUGACAAAUCUGUUUUUUGCGAUCACUGUGUGAAGGGGCAAGCUGCCUUCUUUUGUUGUAGCUGCUGCGAGUUUCUCUGUGAGAAAUGUGCUGACCAUCAUCGCUCAUGGAGGAAGACUAAAAACCACGAGUUAGUUAGCUGUACUAAAGAAGGUGGAAAGGAAAAUAUAUUCAAGAGCGUAGCUCACAAGCCUCUUACCUGCUCAGUACACUCGAAAGAAUCUCUCGACUAUUACUGCAACACAUGCAACGACCUGCUCUGCAUUCGCUGUGUGGUUGGAAAGCACAAAGAACAUGCUUACGAAGAAAUGGAUUCUGUUCGAGAGAAGGAGAAAUCCGAGCUUAGUUCUUACCUUGGGAAAACCGAGGCUGCAAAGGACAAGUUGAAGAAUUCCAUUUCACAAGUGGAAAAGGUCAUGCAAGGUGUUCAAGCUAAACACAAGGAAGUCGAUCAUAAAAUCAAUGACAUUUUCAACCACCUUCAGCGUAAACUAAAAGCUCGAAAAGAUGCACUCUUGGCCAAAAGCGCUGAUGUGGCACUCGGCAAAGAGACAGCGCUUACUCUCCAGGGUGAAGAGCUCAAGAAAAUGGAAGAUUCUCUUUCCGAAAUUUGUUCAAAGUUAGAGUCAGUCACGCAAGAGUACACAGCCGUAGAAAUGCUAGCUGCCAAGCAACCGAUAACAAUUCGAGCUCAACAACUUCUUGAUACAUUUGAUAAAUGCUCUCUUGAUCCUUGCAAGCUAGAUAUAAUGCCAGUAUCUCUCCUUAGCACUCAACUUGAAAAUGAAAUUGAUACUUUUGGAGCUGUGUGUGGUGGUUGCAUGCCAGGACAAAGUACAAUUGAUCUAGUGAAGCCAACUGCUGCUGUAGGGAAGGAGAGGAAGUUGCUUCUCACUGCAAAAAAUGGAAAUGGAAAACCUUUUCCUCAUGGCGGUGAAUCGGUGAAAGUUUCUCUAGCACUGAUGGGUUCGAAUGAAGCAGGGAUCUCCGGUGUUGUAGUCGACAAGAAGGAUGGUACUUAUGGUAUUAGCUUCACACCAAACGCAGCUGGUGAACACAAGCUAUCCAUCACCAUUAGCAACGAGCAAAUUGAGGAGAGUCCAUUUGCACUUUACGUUCGACAGCCGAGAAAUUACGCUUCAUUGUCUGCUAGUUCUCGUACAUUUUCAGUUUCUAGUAACCCUGGUGAUGUUGCCGUCGAUGAUGACAACAAUGUGUACAUUGCUGUAACUGGAUAUCACUGCAUCUCAGUGUUUGAUCAAAAUGGUUUCAACGUUCGAACCAUAGGAACAGCCGGAGGUAACAGAUCUGCAGACGGUCAGUUCUACACCCCAUUUGGAAUUGCCUUGAAAGGAAACAUCAUGUAUGUAGCUGACGCAUCUAACCAUCGAAUACAAAAACUUACUUUGGACGGCAAGUUCAUUUCCAAGUUUGGUUCAAGUGGUUCUGGGAAUGGACAGUUGAGCAACCCUCGAGGAAUCGCUAUUGGCAAGAAUGGAAGAGUGUUUGUAUCAGAAUGGAGUAAUCGGCGAGUUUCCGUGUUCCAAUCUGAUGGUGAAUUCUCUCACCACAUUCAAGGCAACGCUGCUAAUAAUAGCAAUCUCGUUAACCCAUGGGGAUUAGCAUUUGACAAUGGCGGGAAUCUACAUGUUGCUGAUUAUAGCUCCCACUUGAUCAAAGUGUUCACUCCAGAAGGCAAUUUUGUUUCCCAGUACGGCAGUGGAAUUAUCCAAUCUCCAGCAGGGAUCGCUAUUGACGAUGAAGGUUUUACUUUUAUCGGUCAGCACUACAACACAAACGCUAAAUAUAACUACAGUCGAUUGAUUAUUCUUAAUGCCCAGCACCAGCAAGUUCAUGUUAUACCUAACUUUAAGCACGUCUCCGGACUUUGUACUGACAAAGAUGGUGAUGUUUUUGUGUGCGAUUACAACAACAGACGUGUUAUGAAGUACUAACAAUAUUUACUAUUAUAAUUUAUUCUAGAAUACUGUUAUUAUUGUGCGUAUAUAUAAUUAUACGUAUGUAUAAUUAUAAAAUUUCAUGGUGCACAUUGUUCAAUUAUCCCCAUAAUUAAAUUAAAUGGA
Messenger RNA from Halichondria panicea, 2601 nucleotides. Its product is annotated as E3 ubiquitin-protein ligase TRIM71-like. Bases 256 to 2472 code for a protein of 738 amino acids. Gene Ontology annotation, molecular function: zinc ion binding; protein binding. The transcript has 2 exons. NCBI's taxonomy places the organism in Eukaryota, Metazoa, Porifera, Demospongiae, Suberitida, Halichondriidae. The record is from RefSeq and is a predicted model, not a curated record.